Molecule: messenger RNA, 1317 nt
Organism: Merops nubicus (carmine bee-eater)
Lineage: Eukaryota; Metazoa; Chordata; Aves; Coraciiformes; Meropidae
Product: phosphatidate cytidylyltransferase 2
Exons: 11
Cellular component (GO): endoplasmic reticulum membrane
Molecular function (GO): phosphatidate cytidylyltransferase activity
Source: RefSeq, a predicted model, not a curated record
AUGGAAGAACUGGUGGGUAAGAGGCAUCCUGACGCUGGCAAUGAUUACCUUCUUCUUCAUCAUCAUCUACUUGGGACCCCUGGUCUUAAUGACAAUAGUGAUGUGUGUCCAGAUCAAGUGUUUCCAUGAGAUUAUCACUAUUGGCUAUAAUGUGUACCACUCGUAUGACCUGCCCUGGUUCAGGACACUCAGCUGGUACUUCCUGCUCUGUGUGAACUACUUUUUCUACGGGGAGACUGUGACAGAUUAUUUCUUCACCUUGGUGCAGAGGGAGGAGCCCCUGCGGAUCCUCAGCAAAUACCACCGCUUCAUUUCCUUUGCCCUCUACUUGACAGGUUUCUGCAUGUUUGUCCUGAGCCUGGUGAAGAAGCACUAUCGCCUCCAGUUCUACAUGUUUGGAUGGACCCACGUGACGUUGCUAAUUGUUGUUACCCAGUCCCACCUCAUCAUUCACAACCUGUUUGAAGGAAUGAUAUGGUUCAUUGUCCCAAUUUCCUGUGUGAUCUGCAAUGACAUCAUGGCAUACAUGUUUGGGUUCUUCUUCGGCCGCACUCCGCUCAUCAAGCUCUCCCCAAAGAAGACCUGGGAGGGUUUUAUUGGAGGAUUUUUUGCCACUGUUUUGUUUGGAUUGCUGUUGUCCUACGUGAUGUCCGGGUACCGGUGCUUCACCUGUCCCGUGGAGUUCAACAACGACACCAACAGCUUCACAGUGGACUGUGAGCCAUCUGAGCUCUUCCAGCUCCAGGAGUACAACAUCCCCUUGGUGCUGCAGUCUGUGGUGGGCUGGAAGACCGUCCGGAUGUACCCCUUCCAAAUCCACAGCAUCGCUCUCUCUACCUUCGCCUCCCUCAUCGGGCCGUUCGGAGGCUUCUUUGCCAGUGGGUUUAAGAGGGCCUUCAAAAUCAAGGACUUUGCCAACACAAUCCCAGGGCACGGAGGCAUCAUGGACCGCUUUGACUGCCAGUACCUGAUGGCCACUUUUGUGAACGUGUACAUUGCAAGCUUCAUCAGGGGUCCUAACCCGAGCAAACUGAUCCAGCAGUUCUUAACCUUGAGGCCAGACCAGCAGCUCCACAUCUUCAACACGCUCAAAGCUCACCUGGUGGACAGGGGUAUGCUGGGGGGUCUGGAGGACGCGUAGAGAUCCGGGCGACUGGAACAGGACUGAGAACAGACAAGCCUCCCUGAGGAAAUUCCUGGCUUGCCUGGUUUAAGACAGUAAUAAGGCCUCAUUUCACUGUAACUUUUCUUCCUCUCUUGGUAAAUGUUUGCAUUUGUGGGUUUUUUUAAAUAAUAUAUUUAUAUAGCUUUGGUUCA